AUGCCUCCGGCCGGCGGCCCCCGACCGCCGCGCCCCGCCACGCUGCCCCGCAGCCUGUCCCGCCUGCGCGAGUGCCCUGGGCGCUCCCGCAUCGUGCUGGCGCUAGGGGCCACGCAGAUGGCGCUCGGAUGCCUCAUCGUGGCCGUCAGCUUCGCCGCGCUGGCGCUCACCACCUCGGCCCGCGUCCGCCACUCCUGCCCCUUCUGGGCCGGCUUCUCGGUGCUGCUGUCGGGACUCAUUGGUGUCGUUUCCUGGAAGAGGCCUUUCUCCCUCGUGAUAACCUUUUUUAUGCUGCUUUCUGCAGUGUGUGUGAUGCUGAAUUUGGCUGGUUCAAUCCUCUCUUGUCAGAAUGCUCAGCUAGUCAACUCCCUAGAAGGCUGCCAGUUGAUUAAGUUUGACAGUGUGGAGGUGUGUGUCUGCUGUGAGCUGCAGCACCAGUCGACCGGCUGCAGCAACCUCGGGGAGACGCUGAAGCUGAACCCGCUGCAGGAGAACUGCAACGCCGUGAGGCUGACCUUGAAGGAUCUCCUCUUCAGCGUGUGCGCCCUCAACGUCCUCUCCACCAUUGUGUGUGCGCUGGCCACAGCCAUGUGCUGCAUGCAGAUGGUCUCUGCCGACGUCCUGCAGAUGUUUCUCCCGCAGAGGUCGCAGUCUGCCGGCGCCGCCUGCGUGACCCCCCACGGCACCGUUGUGCACCGGACCCUGGAUUUCGACGAGUUCAUCCCCCCGCUCCCACCGCCGCCCUAUUACCCUCCAGAGUACACCUGUACACCCUCCACUGAGGCCCCCAGGGGCCUCCACCUGGACUUCGCUGGGUCUCCGUUCAGCACUUUGUAUGACGUGGCCAUCAACAGCCCUGGCCUGCUCUACCCUGCCGAGCUGCCCCCACCGUACGAGGCAGUGGUGGGCCAGCCCCCCGCCGGCCAGGUUACAAGUUCAGAUCAGCAAGUGGCUGAGACUAGCUCCGGGGACCCAGAUGCCACUGCUGGCUUCAGCACACCAGCAACGUCCGACAACGCAAACCUCCUGGUGUCUGAGGGUGCCGCUGCACCGGGUCCCAGCCACCCAUCCCCUGACAGCCCCAUGGGUGUCCCACCACCCCCGCCACCUGCCCCAUGCCUUGGUUGCACAUCUCUGGAGGAUCCUGGCACAGACAGGCAGGCACGGCAAGCCCCCAGGCACGUGUCCCGCUCCACCAGCGACCCCACUUCAUGCACAUCUGGUGCAGCAGGUGAUGGCUCUUCACACACACCCUUGUGCAGCCAGGACCUAGAAGCAGGGCUGUCGCGGGCUGCUCCGGGGACCGUUUCCAAGUCUCGCUCUGCUGUGGCUGCCCGUCGGCCCCGGCUUUCAGCAGCUGGGGACACAGACACCUGGAAAAUCAGCCAACAGCCAGUGCCAGAGGUCUUCCCGGCGGUCUCCAAAGAGCGGCCACACUCUUUAGUGGACAGCAAGGCCUAUGCAGACACCAGAGUUUUGGUGGCUAAGUUUUUGGAACACUCGCACUGUGCCCUCCCUCCCGAGGUGCGUCACGUGGUGGGCGCCGUCCGCGCGGCCGUGUCCUCUGAGGAGCGCCCCCUGGAGGAGGCUGUCUUCAGCGCGGGCGUCCCGGACCAGGUAUGAAGGAGCCAGGGGUCUAGAUGUGGACACCAACAGGACUGGAGCCGCGGACAUUCUUGCCAGAAGCCACCGGCCUGGCACAGAAGCAUCGUGGCGGCCGCCCAGGAGUAUCUCACGCUGGCUCAUCAGGGAACAGUUAUCACCUGUCUGGAGGUGGAUCAGUUGUUUCCCUGGGGAUUCCAUUUCCUACCUAGCCGAGUAAUUCAGAAAAAUGACUCCUGUCCCCAGUGAACUCAUUGGUUUUAUCUGGCGUGUGGCACCUUGAACUGACCAGCGUUACAGCAACAGGUGACACUCAUGUCACUUAAAGACCUUAAGUAUCUUCAAAAUUAGGGCUGUCAAAACCAGGAUUCUGCCCGUCUCAAGUUUGUUUAGUGUUAAAUGGACGGAGGAUGACAUCAAGCAAUGAAACCAUUUUCUCAUGCGGUUUGCAUCGCUCUAUAACCAAACCUUUAACGCAUUCUGACCUAUUUCCUUUAAAAGGAAAUAGAUAAUUUUAGCACAGAUGGCAGCCUAGACCCAACUUUCUGUCUGCAGGACCACAGGGCUAUCGUGUGAGUAGACACACGUGAGGGACUCCACGGUGGCACAGCCACCCCCCGAGGUAGGUGGGGGCUUCAGGGGCUUGGAAGAGUCCAUGGUCUCCUAGUGUCUCUCGGCCUCCCUCUGUGGGGCCUCCCCACUGUCUCCCUGGGCUCCGUCUGCCAUCCUGUCCCUGGAGCAGACACACUUUAGUUGUUGUUUGUUCCCUAACAAUAAGCACCUAUUCCAAGCCCCUCUGGGGGCUUUCCCUCAUGUCUGACCUCUCCUGAUUGGCCUCGGUGGGUCAAGGCCUGGGGGGAGAGGCCUACUUCUCCAGGAUGUGGGUACCUUCCCAUUGAGCAGGUCUCUGGUGACCAGCCA
Molecule: messenger RNA, 2523 nt
Organism: Lemur catta (Ring-tailed lemur)
Lineage: Eukaryota; Metazoa; Chordata; Mammalia; Primates; Lemuridae
Gene: ENTREP2
Product: family with sequence similarity 189 member A1
Exons: 11
Coding region: 1-1623 (540 amino acids)
Cellular component (GO): membrane
Source: RefSeq, a predicted model, not a curated record